Parathielavia appendiculata is the source of this 507-nucleotide messenger RNA. RefSeq lists its product as uncharacterized. The coding region runs from base 1 to 507 and encodes 168 amino acids. The transcript is spliced from 2 exons. The record is from RefSeq and is a predicted model, not a curated record. Lineage: Eukaryota; Fungi; Ascomycota; Sordariomycetes; Sordariales; Chaetomiaceae.
AUGGCACCCAGCACGCUCAAGAUGACGACCUGUCUGUGGUUCGACGGCCAAGCCGAAGAGGCAGCCAAGUACUAUACGUCCAUCUUCCCCAACUCCAAGAUCACACACAUCAACCAUUUCCUCGAAGCGGGCAAGGAGUUCCAUGGCCGCGAACCGGGCAGUGUCAUGGUUGUUGAAUUCGUCCUUGACGGCCACCGCUUCGUCGCCCUCAACGGCGGCCCGCAGUUCAAGUUCAACGAGGCCAUCUCGUUCCAAAUCGACUGCGCCGACCAGGAGGAGGUGGACUUCUACUACGCCAAGCUGGGCGAGGGCGGCGAUCAGACCAAGCAGCAGUGUGGCUGGGUGGCAGAUAAAUAUGGUGUGUCGUGGCAGAUCAUCCCGAUCGUGCUGAAGGAGAUGCUGUCCAGCGAGGACAAGGAAGCUGCCGGGAGGGCGUCGCUCAAGAUGAUGCAUUCGACACAUCUCAACAUCACCGAGUUGGAGGAGGCGUUCAAGGGUGAGGCUUGA